GGGCGGAGCCUGGGGCGAGCGGCGCGCGCGCGGAGGGAGCCGGCGGGCGGUUUGUGGCAUUUAGAGAAAUGGCAUGGAAGUUAAAACCAGAAAAUGGAUGAGGAUGAUGACGUUCCCCAGCUUUCAUCCCAUACAUUGGCUGCCCUCCAGGAGUUCUAUUUGGAACAGCAGCAGAGAGAGGGCAUGAAGACCUCCCAAGGGUUUAAUCAAUAUUCCAUUGGCUCAAUAGAAGAAGACUGGCAACUGAGCCAGUUUUGGUACAGCGAUGAAACUGCAUUGAGCCUGGCUAAGGAAGCAGUUCUGGCAGCUGGAAAAGGUGGCAGGAUAGCAUGCAUUAGUGCACCGAGUGUGUACCAGAAACUGAAAGAACUGAAUGGUGAAGAUUUUUCCGUGUGUUUACUGGAGUAUGACAGAAGGUUUUCUGUGUAUGGAGAAGAAUUUAUCUUCUAUGAUUACAACCACCCUUUGGACUUAUCUGAAAAUCUCCUGCCACACAGUUUUGACAUUGUAAUAGCAGAUCCACCCUAUCUGUCUGAGGAAUGUCUUCAAAAGACUGCAGAGACCGUCAAAUAUCUAACAAAAGGAAAGAUUCUGCUUUGCACAGGUGCAGUCAUGGAGGAACAGGCAGCAAAGCAUCUUGGUGUGAAGAUGUGCAAGUUUAUUCCAAAACACUCACGAAAUUUAGCCAAUGAAUUUCGAUGUUACGUGAACUAUGCUUCUGGACUGGACUGAAUCUCCUAAGAUCAUCUACAAAUCUACAACUUUUUCAGUCAAGCUUCUUUCUGUUUUUUAUCAGUUACGCCACAUUUCUCAGGGCUGAAAUAUUUGGCUCCAAGUCUUGUUUUCUGGGAUAGCUGGUAUCAACAGGGUGUGAUAAUCUCUCUCAUUUAAAUGAGUAAGCCUUUGCAGUUGCUGUGUUUCAUAUUAGGUAAAUGCAGACCAAGCAAUGCAAGUGCUGGAUAAUGGGAACUUCUCUGUUAGUUUCAUUUUAACUGGUAGCUUUUACCAUUUGAAGACACAUCAUAACAUUGCAUAGGUGUUUGCCUUGCUGGCAUUAGAAUCAUCAUUGCCAAAGAACUUGAUACUUCUGUAAUAAUGUGACCCAUACAUGUCCCUUAAAUCUUGAAUCAUAAUGGCUCUGAUUAAAUAUAGUGCCUGCUUUUUAAUAAUUUCAAUAUCAAACUAAAGGGGUUCUACAGAUAUGUCAAGUUUAUAGUUACGAGAAUGGUUAUGGUUUUGUUCCAGUUGCCUGGUUUUAUCUUUUUCUCCUAUUCCACAGACAGCAACAAAGCAGUAGAAUGGAAGCAUCUUAAAAAUCAUUGAAUCUUACAAGGCCACUGAGGAAUAACAUAUUGAUAAACUCCCACUGAUUCAAAGAGAAAAAUGUUAGAUUUUAUAUUCAAGGCUUGUACUUUAUUUCAGUCAAAAUAGAUGACACAUUGGAAUAACUUAGCAUAAGUAGAGAUUUUUGAUAACUGGGACUUGUAAAGCCAGUUUUGACUAACCUUUUGACUACACUAUUGAAGCAGUUUUGGGUGAAAGUUCAUAAAUUUCAAGGUGCUCAACACUUUUAUAAUUUCUAAAAUCACUCUACAAAACACAUGCACUUGUCUUUGCAUGUCAUACUGUGUAAAGGUUAACAGAAAUGCUGCAUCUACAAUCAUGUAAGAUCACAUAAAUUUAUUUUGUGGUGGGAAUAAACCUAAUUAAGCUUGUGAGACGAGACUUUUUGUAAGGCAGUGAUAAUACUCAUGUUUCUGCUGUUUGGAUGCAGAUUUUCCCAUCUGGUGGACUAAAGAGCUGAGCAGGAAUAAUACAGAUGGAUUAUAAUCCUCUCAGAGAGGUGCUCAGAGAAUGGUGUUGUCUGAGCUGGACACAACAGUGGUUCAUAAAUACCCAUCCAAGACACUGUAGCUCUCCUCCUCAUUUUCCAAGAGAUCUGCUUGCUACCUAAGGCUUUUCCCUCCUCACAUUUUGUACCUGCUGCUUCCUCCCUGCAUGUAGUGUUCUUGGGUUCCAUGGAACAGUUUUCUUUCUCUUCCACACACCUUGGUCUCUGUCAGACUGGUCACAGGUGUUGUUAAGACGAGGGAAGUGCAGCAGGGGAAGGGCUCGCAGGGAGAACAGGAACCAGCCUCUCCUUUCUGCUCUGUGAGCCCAGGGCCCAUACAGUCUUGCCUUUCAAAGCAGAUGUCAUCCUUACAGUUUAGCCAAAAUUCCCCUGAAAAUGACUGUCCACACAUGAAAUACAGCUGGGUUUAGUUGGUUUUUGGGAGGCUACACCAUUGCUUUUAUGUGGCCAGUUUGAAAAUAAAGCAAACCAGAAUGGUAACUGCAUAGCUGUUGGCACUAAUCUGUACUUUAGACUGGUUUAUUACCUCAGCGUCUUGCACACCAAGCAGAUGGAGAAAAUGAGAUAACUCAUGCAACUUUGUUCUUGACUACAUAGAGGCUUCAAGUGGGACAGGUAUGAUUGCCAGAAGGGACGAUACUGUUCCCCUGCCACCCACCCAAAUUAGAAUGUGCUGUUCAAAUCAAAGCUUCACCCAUUUUUCUGCUGUUCUCGCUUCAUUUUGGCGAAUGUGUAUUAUUGCACUCUCCAUAGCAAAGUUAAAAGUCAACUUUGCUCACUUCAUCAGAGAUACUUCUUAAAAAGAUAAAAGUGCACCAUUCAGUAGUACCUAGAGGUUCACUUCCAAGGAAAUCAUUACUGCUUCUCACAUGUAGGUCAGACAGCUUUGAAAAGGGGCACUGUGAAGAUGCAGAGUUAUGGACCUGUGGGUACAUGAAAAUCUGUGCAGAUGCAGCACUCAACACAGCAGCCUGUUGUCCACCAGCUUCCCUCUUAAAAGCCUAGGGAGCGUAGGCAGCUACCCAAGCAGAGCUUGACUAGUGGCAUUUACAGCCUUCAUCAGUGAUGGGAGGUAAGCUAUUUUCGUCACACUUGAUUCCAAGUAGCUUUUUCUGAGACGAGUACAAUUCACAAAAAUUCAUGGCAAAUUUGUGGUUUGUGCCAGCCUGGUAACUUUAAGAAAUAGUAUGUGACAGCAAAACCCUCUCUUCUGCUGUAAUAGGAUUGGAAAUAGAAAUAUCAGUGUCAAGUAGUGACUGACU
Messenger RNA from Hirundo rustica (Barn swallow), 3114 nucleotides. It is a transcript of the gene EEF1AKMT1, whose product is annotated as EEF1A lysine methyltransferase 1. The transcript is spliced from 6 exons. Gene Ontology annotation, biological process: methylation. The coding region runs from base 94 to 732 and encodes 212 amino acids. Gene Ontology annotation, molecular function: nucleic acid binding; protein-lysine N-methyltransferase activity. NCBI's taxonomy places the organism in Eukaryota, Metazoa, Chordata, Aves, Passeriformes, Hirundinidae. The record is from RefSeq and is a predicted model, not a curated record.